Messenger RNA from Exaiptasia diaphana, 3330 nucleotides. Its product is annotated as ubiquilin-1. Bases 11 to 1777 code for a protein of 588 amino acids. Lineage: Eukaryota; Metazoa; Cnidaria; Anthozoa; Actiniaria; Aiptasiidae. Gene Ontology annotation, molecular function: polyubiquitin modification-dependent protein binding. Gene Ontology annotation, biological process: ubiquitin-dependent protein catabolic process. Gene Ontology annotation, cellular component: cytosol. The record is from RefSeq and is a predicted model, not a curated record. The transcript is spliced from 21 exons.
UUGAGUCAUCAUGGCGGACGAGGAGUCACAGAACAAGAUUAAAGUCGUCGUCAAAACUUCGAAAGAAAAAGAAACCAUAGAAAUAUCACCCGAUGCAACGAUAAAAGAGUUCAAAGACGAAAUUUCACCAAAGUUUAAUAAUGCCCCAGUUGGCCAACUUUGCUUGAUCUUCGCUGGUAGAAUCUUAAAAGAUAAUGAGACUGUGGAAUCAUAUAAUAUCAAAGAUGGGUUGACAGUACAUCUUGUUAUAAAGUCCGAGAACAAGGCACAACAGCAGGCUGCUGACCAUGCAUCGUCGACUGCAUCAUCCAGCACUACUACUCCAGCACAAGGCCAGCCRUCAUCUACCCCACAGCAGCCAUCCCUGGACAUGUUUGGUGGAAUGGGUUCAGGUCUGGACUUUGGUUCAGGAAAUCUUAGCCAAAUGACGCAGCAGCUACAGCAGCAAAUGAUGACCAACCCUGAUGUCAUGAGACAGGUCAUGGACAGCCCUAUUGUACAGAGUAUGAUGUCCAACCCAGAGCUCAUGAGGCAAGUGAUUCUGGGUAACCCACAGAUGCAAAACUUGAUUGAGAGGAAUCCAGAGAUAUCUCACAUAUUGAAUAACCCAGAAUUAAUGAGGCAGACUAUGGAAAUGGCUCGCAAUCCUGCCCUGAUGCAGGAAAUGAUGCGCAACCAAGAUAGAGCUUUGAGCAACCUUGAGAGCUUGCCAGGUGGUUUUAAUGCCUUACAGAGAAUGUAUACCGAUAUUCAAGAACCAAUGAUGGACGCUGCUCAAGAACAGAUCCAACAGCUUCAAAAUAAUCCAUUUGCUGCCCUUCUAGGCCAAGGAGGAGAGACAACGACAAAUUCAUCAGCAUCAACUACUAACACCAGCAGCAAUGCUGCUGCAAAUCCGCAACAAGGAACUGAAAAUGUCUCCCCUCUACCAAAUCCAUGGCAACCUGCAGCAUCCAGGACACCAACACAAGCCACAACCCCUACAACAACAAGGUCUGCAACAACUGGCACAACUCCUAGUAGUCAAACUACUGGUCAGACUACAGGAAACCAAGGCCAAAGCAGCACCAACCCUCUUCUAUCAGGCAUGUUCCAGACCCCCUCAAUGCAAAACCUGUUACAACAGAUGUCAUCAAACCCUCAGAUGAUGCAGAAUAUGAUGCAAUCUCCUUAUAUCCAGCAAAUGACACAACAGAUGAUGCAAAAUCCUGAACUUAUGACUUCAAUACUAAGAACCAAUCCAAUGUUUCAAGGAAAUCCACAAUUAGCAGAACAGUUUUCAAGUCGGCUUCCAGAAAUGAUGACACAGAUGCAGAAUCCUGAAAUGCAGAGGCAUAUGACCAAUCCUAGAGUUAUUCAAGCCUUGACUCAGAUACAACAGGGAUUCCAACAGCUACAAACUGAAGCUCCUGAUCUUGUGCCAUCAGUGAUGGGUAGUGGUACAACAGCACCUAGAAGCACAUCAAAUACAAGUGCUACAGCAGGAACAACGAACACUACAACAUCAACAACAACUACUCCUACAACAGGCUCAACCCCCACACCACCCUUGUCAGGGUUAGGUCAGAACCCUGCCAUGGCACAGUUGAUGGCCCAAAUGAUGUCAAGCAUGUCUCAAAACCCUGCACAGAGUCCUGUCCAGAAUCCUGAAGUUCGUUUUAGAGCUCAGCUAGAUCAACUAGCUGCAAUGGGAUUUGUAGAUCGACAGCGCAAUAUUCAAGCACUGAUAGCCACUGGCGGGGACGUCAAUGCUGCAAUCGAAAGGCUUCUCCAAUAAAAAACAUCAAUGUUGCAUCAUGUACAUGAAUAUUAAUGCAAGUUAUUAGCACAACGUCAAUGAAUAUUAGUACAAAGAUUUUUAAUAUCUAUCAAUUGGUUUUACUCUUCUAUAAACUGAUGUAUAUCUGCGCCUUCUAAAGGAGAAAUUGCACGGAAUACAAAGAAGCCAUUCUGUUGCGACAUGUCAUGUAGUUGUCACUAUGUGAUCUUUGUUUAGAGUAGAGUGUAUUAUUAUAUCUGUGAUAACACUUCCUUACUAAAUUUGGCAAAUACAUCAUCAUUUGUCUUCUGUAAUGUUUAAUUUGUGCAAAAGUGUUUCAUGGAUAUAAUAAACACAAUGAAAUAUCCACAUGCUAAAGGCUGUAACUUAUAUGACUAUGCAAAUGACUAGAGUGCAAGUCACAUAAGCAUGAAACAAUUCUUAACUAUGUAGWGCUAAAUAAGAUUUAGUUAUCAACUAACUAAGAAUUGAGAACAAUGCUACAAAGGAAUUUAUAUAAUUGGCAUUGUGUUUAUGCUUUGUUGAAUUCUUAGUUAGUUGAUAACUAAAUCUUAUUUARCAAUACAUAUUAAGAAUUGUUUCAUGCUUAUGUGACGUGCACUCUAUGACUAUGCCUGCUUGUGUUAUGCUAAUGCUUGUGGGGAAAUACAUGUAAAGACCUACUGAUUGGCAUGCUUUAUAUCUAUGUGACUUAAUUUGUAAGAACUGAGAAAUUUAGAUUGAAACAGGUCAACUAGGACAGAAGGACGUUAAGAUUGAUGAUAUAAUGGGUUAAAAAACCAUGUUUUAAGACACAAUUAACUGAUUGAUAGAGUACUUACAAUAUGUUCAUGAAAUAAAAUCUUAAUAGUUACUAUCUAAUAGAUCUUAUUUAAUGACUAUUAGUUGCUAUCACUCAACUGGAACAGUCGUAUUAACUAAAGGUAUUGUUUCUUUUGUAUUUGGUUCCCAAGUUUACAAAAUUUAAGACUGUUCCAGUUGAAUGAUAGUGAUAGUAACUAUUUAGAUUUUAUUUCAUGGUCAUAAUGUAAGCACUCUAAGACAUUAGACAAAAAAAUUCCAACUGACAGAAGGACAACUAGGCAAAUUAAUGGGUUGAAAAAACAAGUUCUAAACAGGUUUUUUAAACCAAUUCGAGAAGUAUUUUCAUACACUGAUCAAAUGAUGAUAAUUAUGGCGAUGAUGACAUUGAACAGUUAUUAUAAUGACAAUAGUAAGACAAUGCAAAAAUGAAAUAUUUUGACUUGAUGAGUAAUAUUCUUGAGUGUUGCCAGCUAGCCUAUCAAGAUUGCAGAACAAAAAACUUGAGAAAACUUCAAGUUAAGUGAGUUGCAUCCAUUCUGAAAAGUAUGAACAAUUUUUUCAAUAUUAACAUUAUAGUACUUAAUCCUAGUAAAAAUGUCAAGAAUAUUGUUUUUUUUAAAUCUUAUUAUAAAGUUAUAGGGUUUGACUUCUAAAAGACAAUCUGAUAACACUAUAUUGUAUAUUAAUACAGGAUCUAGUGCAAAAUUGUUUCCCUCAAUAGUAAAUAAAAAGUAGUUACCGUAAAA